Molecule: messenger RNA, 2622 nt
Organism: Eurytemora carolleeae
Lineage: Eukaryota; Metazoa; Arthropoda; Copepoda; Calanoida; Temoridae
Product: probable nuclear hormone receptor HR38
Exons: 2
Coding region: 631-1104 (157 amino acids)
Biological process (GO): regulation of transcription by RNA polymerase II; cellular response to corticotropin-releasing hormone stimulus
Cellular component (GO): transcription regulator complex; nucleus
Molecular function (GO): nuclear receptor activity; RNA polymerase II cis-regulatory region sequence-specific DNA binding; nuclear glucocorticoid receptor binding
Source: RefSeq, a predicted model, not a curated record
UAUAUAGUUCGUUCCUCUACUCAGGGUCCAGGGAUAUACUGGAUAUAUAGUUCCUCUACUUAGGUCUAGGGGUAUACUGGAUAUAUAGUUCCUCUACUUAGGUCUAGGGAUAUACUGGAUAUAUUGUUCCUCUACUUAGGGUCCAGGGAUAUACUGGUUAUAUAGUUCAUUUACUCAGGGUCCAGGGAUAUACUGGAUGUAUAGUUCCUCUACUCAGGGUCCAGGGGUAUACUGGAUAUAUAGUUCCUCUACUUAGGUCUAGGGAUAUACUGGAUAUAUUGUUCCUCUACUUAGGGUCCAGGUAUAUACUGGAUAUAUAGUUCCUUUACUCAGGGAUAUACUGGAUAUAUAGUUCCUUUACUCAGGGUCCAGGGAUAUACUGGAUAUACAAUUCCUUUACUCAGGGUCUAGGGAUAUACUGAAUAUACAGUUCCUUUACUCAGGGAUAUACUGGAUAUACAGUUCCUUUACUCAGGUCUAGGGGUAUACUGGAUAUACAGUUCCUUUACUCAGGGAUAUACUGGAUAUACAGUUCCUUUACUCAGGGAUAUACUGGAUAUAUAGUUCCUCUACUCAAGGUCUAGGGGUAUACUGGAUAUAUAGUUCCUUUACUCAGGGUCCAGGGAUAGCAUGCUAAUGUCUCUAAAACUAACUCUAAUAUUGUUUAGAAUACACGGAGAUGACCCAAAGCUAGUUUUCUGUAACGGUAUUGUACUGCAUAAGAACCAGGUUCGAUCUAGUUUCGGAGAUUGGUUUAAUGGUAUCCUAGAGCUCUCACGAAACUUACAUCAGAUAGAAUUAGAUGUGUCAGCCUUCUCUUGUCUAGCAGCUCUCUCCCUAGUAUAUGAACGCCACGGUCUGACUGAACCAAAGAAAGCAGAAAAUCUAAAAGCCAAACUUAUCAACACGCUGCGAGACCACGUGACCUUCCACCCUGAAGCGCAAAGAAAGCCGCAAUAUUUGAGCAGAAUUCUAGAUCGUCUUCCGCAGCUCCGCUCCCUAAGUGUUCAGGCGCUACAGCGGAUAUUUUACCUGAAGCUAGAAGGUUUAGUUCCUGCUCCUCCUCAAAUAGAAAGAAUGUUUGCCUCCAGUAUUCCCUUCUAAUGAACCAAUGGUGUACCAAACUCAAGACUAAAUGUUCAAAGUUUCUUAAACAUGCUGGACAUAUCUCUGAAUCGCCAUAUUUACGAGUUUUCAUUAGAUGUCUAGAAAUGGAUUUAAUUAUUCGGCAUUGGAGGCAAAAACCGAUUAUAUCAGAUGAUUGCACUUUACCCAGUAUAUCUGUCCGUUGUCCGUUGUAGUAGAAAUUAGCCUCCAUUUUGCUUUAAAAAAAAGAAUUACAUGAUUUAAAAACUUUAACCUGGUGAUUCCAAAUCCUAAAAUGUACAGCGGCAUUGUGGCCGAAUAUGCGUGAACACGCAAACCAACCUAGUCAAAUCGGUGAUAUACAAACAAGCCGGGCUUUGAGCCUGAUUAGUGGGCAAUCAUGCGGGGUAGUCAGCCCGGUCAAUCAAGCCGGGUAGUCAGCCUGUUCAAUCAAGCCAGGUAGUCAGCCCGGUCAAUCAAGCCGGGAAGUCAGCUCGGUCAAUCAAGCCGGGCAGUUGGCUCUGUCAAAUAUUUUCCAAAGAAAUACAAAAAUCUAAUUAGAGAAAUGUCUGAGCUUACUUUACAAAUUAAAUCUAAAAUAUAAUUAAUGAAAAAAGUCAGCUGUAGCUCAAAUAGUUAAAUUUAAUUGUUAAAUAGAUUGUGUUCGUAAUUUCAUGUGACAGUUAUAAAUAAUAAAAGGGCAAUCAUGGGAUUGGGUUAUGUCGAUAUAAGGUUAUGUCGAUAUAAGAAUGUGGCAUAGGCUAACUUUUUUUUUUGAAAUUCCACGGGCAAAAUUCAAAGUCAUAAUUUAAUACCACUUGCGCAAACGGCGGAGUAACUAUGACAUUUAAAAUAAUAAUAACCGGGACAAAGCCCGGGCUCUCCAGGAACUUAAAAAUAGUUCAGUACUUUAUUUGAGAUUAAUCACUCAAUGUAUAUCAUUUGAAAACUAGGGAAUCACAUGGAAUUACGAAGACACUCCUCUUUAUGUAAAAAGAAAUUUGCAUAACUGCGCUGAGAUGGCUCAAAUUACUGAUUUUAUCAAAUUUCUAUAUUGUUACCCAGAUCCUAUUCUCUGUUUAGCAAACACAAAUUUCAUUUAGGUAUUUUACUUUAGUCGUAAUAUGUACUACAAACAAACUUUAAGGUUUUUUGAGAUAUAGUCAUAAAACGAAAUUUUCGUCUUAAUUUUUGUUUCUAAAAUAAUUUUGUCUAGCCUACAUAUUAGAACGAGCAAAAAAUUAUAAAUAAUUGACAACCAAAAGAUUUAGAAUUGAAAGUUUUUCUUUUUUACCUGAUAACCAUGUAGAUUGUACAAUAGCUUUAAUAAUACCCUACAGCAAACAAAAUUCAGAAAACGGCAAUUUUUUUACAGAGGAAAUCUUGUAACUUGAAAUAUAUGCUGAGAACCUAAAUAUUCUGUGCACUGAAACUCGUGAAGCACUCUCUACAUGUACAGCGUAACUGUACAGUAGUAAGGUUUACACUGUACACACUUAUCUUUAGUUUUUCUGAUAAUAAAUAUAAACAAUUAGA